Cylicostephanus goldi is the source of this 1446-nucleotide messenger RNA. The record is from the annotation of a GenBank genome assembly. Lineage: Eukaryota; Metazoa; Nematoda; Chromadorea; Rhabditida; Strongylidae.
AUGCUAGAAGACGUAGAGGAUGAUGAGCCAGCAUUAAAUCCAGAUAUUUUCGAUAACCAUAAAGAGGGCGUUUACGAUAAUUUAGUUCCCAUACAGAACUAUCCCUCCUCCGGCUAUAAUACAUUCAGCUCUAAGUCUCAUUAUGAACAGCGGCGAGCCCAGUCAACGAAACCAACCCCUCGCUUGCUGAUUGACGCGGGAAAAUCAGCUUCUGAAGGGUUCAGCAGCAAAGCAUUCGACCCCGAAUUCAUUAAUAAAAUGAAGGAGAUCGAAAGAAUUGCCCGUCAGGUAGACGCUGAACUCGGACAAAUCACUUCACCUCACCCUGUCGCGCCUCUGGGCGAAGAUGCGAGAGAAAUCGAAGACGCAAUUUUCAGAAUUUCCGAUGAACUCUUGCAUUCGCGACCUAUAACAGAGGCACAAGCAGAAGCUAGUGAAGAGUUACUCAGAACUACGCUAGCUGACAUGAUUCUGAAUCCUAGUAGAACAGCUGAGGAAGAAAUGGAGCUGAUGAGGAGGCCCAUUAGGCUGCUGAAACGGAAAUUGUCUGAUUUUGAAAACUCGCUUAUGGAAGAUGUGGAAGUGACAAAGAUUACUGAGCAAUCACUUGUGCCAUCUACGGUUAUAUCGCCUAUCGAAGAUGGUUCCGACCUGAUUGCAAAAACUCGCGUACCCAGCGCAGAUUACCUCAGGGUAACCCCAUUGACAACGAACAUCAAAGAGCAGUUGUCGUGUCUUGAGGAGAUGAUAAACAGCAUGGGUACUGAAGCCAUUGAAAGGGGUUCCAAGGAGGAAACUCCCUCAGACUCCACAAGAAGCGGUACGCGAAAGAAACGUGAACUUCACGACUUGCUCGUGCAGAUAAAUAAUGAAAUGAACACUAUAAAAUCGUUCUGCAAAUCGAAGCUUUCCAAAAAAGGAACCGAUACCGUAGUGUCAGUACUUCAGAAGGUCAAAGCACAUGUGAAUAGCAUAGUGAACGUAAUCUCAAUUUCAAAGAAGAAACAGGAAAUCCAAAAGUAUGACGCUUAUACAUCGCUGAAUUUGGAGUUCUUCCGUUCGCCAGCUAAAGAAAGGAUUGAUGCGAUUAUGUUCUACAAAAAGACUUCGCUUGAGUCUUCCAUGGUCCAACAAACGUCGACGGCAGCAUCAACCAGUGACGACACCUGGAGAUAUUCGACAGAGCUAAAGACAUCUACUGAGAAAACUUCAGAUAGUAAAUCUGAAUCAAAAGCGGAACGGAAAUCGUCAGAGGAGACACUGAAAGCUGAGCCCAUACCGAAAGCGCCGCCACGAAGACGACGCACUCAGAGCGCGGAGCCCGAGUGCGAGAGCAUUGAGAUUCCAGUUCGACCUCCAAGAAACAAAAAGAGUGUGGAAAAACGCGAUCAUUCAUUAGACAGCAGACUGAAGCCAGUAGAGAAGAAGAAAUCUGCAACUCUGCCA